AUGGAACAACAUCUAGCAAACACGCAGCCAAAUGAGGCUUCUGAUAGCCAAACCGGCGGCGCUUCGCGAAGCCAGAGCUUCUCCUCCCAGAAGUCGGACGAUUCUCAUACAGCAGCGGAGUUUAUCAGGACCCAACUAGAGCUCGAGGCAGAAGCGCGCGAAGCAUUGCCAUACAGCAUCGAUACCUGUACAAAGCCUCUAGGCUCACUGCGACAAAUUCUGUUUGCUUGUUUGACAUGCAAUCCUGCUCCGCCCAAUGUAUCCGAUCCGUAUACUCCUGCCGGCAUCUGUUAUUCCUGCUCAAUACAAUGUCAUGGAGAGCACACUCUAGUGGAACUUUUCAAUAAACGAAACUUUACUUGUGAUUGCGGCACGACACGUCUACCCGCGACUUCACCUUGCAGCUUGCGCAUCAAUUCGGAAACAAACACAACGGGGGAGGUACAUUCAGAAGCUCCAGAACCAAGAAAUAAAUACAACCACAAUUUCAGAAAUCGUUUCUGCGGCUGCGGAUGCGAAUAUGAUGCUUAUAAAGAGAAGGGCACGAUGUUUCAAUGCUUGGGCUUAGGUGGUGCUGAUGAAGGUGGUUGUGGUGAGGAUUGGUGGCACCCUGGAUGCAUUGCAGGUCUAGGACCAUUUUGGUAUGAUACUAUGAGCAACAAAAAUGCCCCCAAGAAGUCGAAGCGAAGCAACGAGGGCCCCCUAGAACCUAUCACAGAAGUUGCGGAACUAGUCGCGGUAGAAUUAAAUAACGAUGGAUCUGGUGAUAAGGAAAGUGAGACCGAUGCGCGAAAAUCCGACGCAGUGGUCGAGGAAGACGAAGAGGAGGAUGAAGAUCCUCCUCUACCUCCAGGAUUUCCCGACGAAGACGAUUUCGAAGGGUUUAUUUGCUACAAAUGUGUUGAUGCGAAUCCAUGGAUCAAACGAUAUGCUGGUGCACAUGGUUUCCUCGCUCCUGUUUUCAGAAGAAGUGCAGCUCCUUCUCCAGAGACUGAGAUCCUGACGAAUUCUAUGAAUCUACUUACGCCACCUAUCCCCGAAUCUAAGAAGCGCAAAUCGGAAGAUGAUGAGAGUUCAAAUUGUUCUUCAGCUUCUAAACGAGUCAAGGGAGAUGAAGGAGAGAAGUCAGUCGAGACCAAAUUCGACAGCAAUGACAAUAGCACUCUUGCAGUAUGCAAAAUCAAGGCAUUACCAAAAGCACACGAUGGUCAGAUGUCCUUGUUUUUCAGAUCCGCAUUUCGAGAUCAACUAUGCCGUUGUUCAGACUGCUUCCCACAACUAUCGAAGCAUCCUCAGCUGCUCGAAGAGGAGGAAACUUACGAGCCUCCAGUAUCAGAAGAUGGAGAUGAAGGAGGGAGCACGGUCGGUAGCGGAAGCAUAUAUGAUCGUGCCGAGAGUGCUCUAAAGAAUGUUGACCGUGUCAGGGCAAUUGAGGGUGUAAUGGCGUACAAUCAUCUGAAGGACAAACUCAAGCCAUUUUUUCAGAAAUUCGCAGAAAGUGGUCAAGCUAUCAGUGCUGAGGAUAUCAAAGAACACUUUGCGAAGAUAAGAGGUGAUGAGCAGGCUAUCAAGGAUGCUGGCGAGGGAGCGAAGACAGAUGAUAAUAGGAAGGAGCAAAGCGGUUAUUAA
This is a messenger RNA of Sclerotinia borealis F-4128, 1629 nucleotides long. The record is from the annotation of a GenBank genome assembly. NCBI's taxonomy places the organism in Eukaryota, Fungi, Ascomycota, Leotiomycetes, Helotiales, Sclerotiniaceae.